AUGCCGCGUAAACCAUGUUAUUGGACAAGAAAACUUGAGUUAGAAUUGGUGGAAUUCGUUCGUCAAAAAGAAUUCAUAUGGAAACCGAUAGGAAACACAAACCAUCUUAUUCAGCAGAAAUAUAAAGCUUAUGCUGAGUUUGCAGCUAGACUGGGACGUGGCUUUACUGCUCGCUCCGUCAGAGACCGAUGGGUAAAUAUUAGAAGCACAUUCAAUCAUAAUUUACGAAGAGUUGACAAGUCGCGAGAGACGGCACAAUCAAUAUCAGAAGUGUAUGUCCCGUGCUGGCCGCUGUGGAAACCCUUGCAGUUCUUACGAGAGUCCACAUUGAAAGAUGUUAAUUAUGUAAGUAUACUAGAUUACAACACUCAUGAAGACUUCAAAGAUAUGACAUCAAAUGUAGAGGUUAAAGAAGAAAACCAAAUAGAUUACGAAGUAGAUCUUGGUAUCAGGCAGCGAGGUCAGCGAACUGAUCGACCCCGAAAGAAAUCUCAAAAGAUAACCAAUAAUAUAGAUAACUGCAAACAAGUUUUAGACGAUCUCAUCAAAGCUAUGUCUCCGUUACUUGAACAUACAGCAGAAGGUAGCCAGUACUGGUUUUUUGGGAAACAUGUUACUGAAAGACUUAACGCUAUGCGAGAGAUUGACGCAGAUUGUGCCAGUCAAGAAAUUAUGAAACUUCUUGAAGGUUCAGAAGGUUGAAGUACAAUAAAAAGAAUUGAGUUAAUACUCAAAUGGAUCAAACAUUUCUUAGAUACUGGAUCUAAUGCAUAUAAAACUAGUAAAGGAUAUUAUGUGGUGUGGCUAAGAUCAUCUAAAUAUUCUUCAGUGAAUUAUGCUCAGAAAUAAGCAAAAAGUAGAGAAGUCAAUAUAUAUUCCUCCAUCUUUGAUACAAUACGCUGCAGCUAACAGACACAAAAUAUACCAAUGUUUGCUUAUCAUGAUAAUGAACUUAAUUUAAAAAAAGAAGAAUAUGGGUAAUGUCUUGUUUAGAAGGUUAAGAGAUGGCGCUAGUAGUAGUGUCUACAUCUAUAUUUUGAUGUUUACAAGUGUAUUUGGAUAUAAAGGAAGACAUAGUAAAGUAGUAAGACAGCAGGAA
This is a messenger RNA of Melitaea cinxia (Glanville fritillary), 1099 nucleotides long. RefSeq lists its product as uncharacterized. The transcript has 3 exons. Lineage: Eukaryota; Metazoa; Arthropoda; Insecta; Lepidoptera; Nymphalidae. Bases 1 to 702 code for a protein of 233 amino acids. The record is from RefSeq and is a predicted model, not a curated record.